Ahaetulla prasina is the source of this 2409-nucleotide messenger RNA. RefSeq names its product membrane primary amine oxidase-like. The transcript has 5 exons. The coding region runs from base 1 to 2409 and encodes 802 amino acids. NCBI's taxonomy places the organism in Eukaryota, Metazoa, Chordata, Lepidosauria, Squamata, Colubridae. The record is from RefSeq and is a predicted model, not a curated record. Gene Ontology annotation, molecular function: copper ion binding; quinone binding; primary methylamine oxidase activity. Gene Ontology annotation, biological process: amine metabolic process. Gene Ontology annotation, cellular component: plasma membrane.
AUGACUCCUCCAGCUCUCCGUAAAUUUAAGGAGCUUUCCAAGCUUCAGAUCCUGUCUGAACCAUUGAUCAAUUGGAUGUUGGUACAGAACAAAGUCUACAUCUAUGUUACUUUGACAUAUUCCCUCAUGGUUGGGAAAAUGAAUUCCAAAGUGAUUUAUUCUCUCAUAGCAAUAUGUGUCACUAUCAUUUUCAUCUUAGUCUUGGUUUUCUGUAUUGGAGAACAAAAACACACACGUUGUGAGAGUUCUUCCCAGAAAAAGGAACAAGAGGAAGGUGGUCAGGAUGCUGGCAGUCAAGUAUUUCAAGAUUUAACCCGAGAGGAGAUAAUGCAAGUAAAGAGGUAUUUACAAUCCAACCUGGGAGUGCCACUGGCAGAGACGCCUCAAGCAAAGCCAUCAGACAACUGCAUCUAUUCAAUCACCUUGCAGCUCCCUCCCAAAGCACAAGUAUUACAAUUCCUAGAUCACCAUGGAUCUCAGCCACCACGAGAAGCUCUGGCUGUGGUCCAUUUUGGAAAUCAGGUGGAGCCCAAUGUGACAGAAUAUCUGGUGGGUCCACUUCCAGAACCAACAUAUCAUGAAGAUAUCACAGUAGAAAAAUAUGGAAGGAAAUUGCCUUAUUCUCAAAGGAUGGUUUUGACAAAUGAGUUUGAUGAAAUCCGUGAUUUCUUGAAAAGAAAUGAAUACCUGAAGGCUCCAAAUUUCAUGCAAAAAGUUCUAAAUUACAAUGGAAGCAAUCUUCAGUACAAUUAUCAAUUACCAUUAGGGCUGAAAUCAGGAGAUCGGAAAACAUGGGUGAGUCAUUUUCAGAAUGUGACUGGCUUCUAUUUGCAUCCAGUUGGUUUUGAGGUCCAAGUGGAUCAUAGUAGCUUGGAUGUUUCCAAAUGGAAGUUAAUAAAAGUAUUCUAUAAUGGACAAUACUUUGAAGACAUGGAAGAGCUUGAGAGACAAUUCAAUAUGGGACAGGUUAGAGUAGAUAAGGUUAAAGAAGCCCCUCUAGAUGGGGGCUACUCUUCACUGAAGCAGAGGGUGCCACCAAAAGAUCCAGGCCCUUUGCAGUAUGAACCUCGUGGACCACGCUAUAGGAUUCACAAUAAUCAUGUCACUUUUCUGAACUGGAGUUUUGCAUUUGGAAUUGAUGCAAGCAGGGGUCCACGUAUCUUUGAUGUUAGGUUUAAUGGAGAAAGGAUAAUCUAUGAGUUAAGUUUGCAAGAAGCAACUGCUAUCUAUGGCUCCAACAGUCCUACUUUAAUGUUGACCAGAUACUUGGAUGCCAGCUUUGGACUUGGGUCCCAUAUCUUUCCACUUACCCAGGGAGUAGAUUGUCCUUAUUUAUCCAGUUACUUGGACUGGCACUUUUUUUAUGAUAGUUCAUUACCUGUUAGCCGUAAAAGGUCUAUCUGCAUCUUUGAGCAGAAUGCUGAGUUACCCAUACGACGACAUUUCGAAAGCGUCCAGUCUCCUUUUUAUGGAGGCUUGCCAGAUUUAAAUCUGAUAUUCCGAACCAUAUCUUCAGUCGAUAAUUAUGACUAUGUCUGGGAUUUUAUUUUCCACCAAAAUGGAGCUGUUGGUGUUCGAGUCCAUGCCACUGGGUAUAUUAUAUCUGAUUUUUAUUUUGGUGACGCCGAAGACUUUGGCAAUAGAGUCCAAGAAAAAGUGCUGGGAACAAUUCAUACCCAUAAUAUUCAUUUCAAAGUGGAUUUGGAUAUUGGUGGUGUGGAAAAUACCCUGGUUGGCAAUGACAUGGCUUUUGAGACCAUACAGGCCCCUUGGAGCCCAAAAGAUGAGAUCCAUCGACUGAAGAUGGUGAGGGAAAUUUUGGACACCGAGAAUAAGGCGGCGUUCCAUCUCCAUGAUGACAUGCCCAAAUACCUUUAUUUUUCAUCCAACUGCACCAACAAGUGGGGCCAUGAGCAAGGCUAUCGAAUCCAGAUAGUCAGCUUUCCUGGAGACCAUCUGCUAGAGUCAGAUCCAAUGGAGCCAGGCCUCAGCUGGGGUCGUUAUAAGCUAGCUGUUACCAAGAGGAAAGAAAAUGAGCCUUUCAGCACCACUGCCUACAAUCAGGUUGACCCAUGGAAUCCUCCCGUGGCCUUUGCUGACUUCAUAAACAAUGAGAACAUUGUCAGUGAGGAUCUAGUUGCCUGGAUCAACACUGGCUUUCUCCAUAUUCCACACGCUGAGGACAUACCCACUACUGCAACUCUUGGGAAUGUAGUUGGUUUCUUCCUGAGACCCUACAAUUAUUUUGAUGAUGAUCCUUCCAUAUAUUCUCCAGAUAGUAUUUACUUCCACCACAAGAAUUUCCUUUCCUGUGAGGCCAAUCAACUUGCAUGUCUGGCAAAAUUAGCUUCGUGUCUGCCUAUUUUCCCCCUUUUUACUUAUGAAGGUUUUCAAAACAUAACUCUCUAA